AUGGCAACAGCAGGUCAUCAGAUAAGAAAUUUUCGCAUUGGUCGAAUGGAACAGAGUGAUGCAUUGGGAAAUGAUUACCACGAUGCUGCCAGAAAUGGAAAUAAGAAGAAAUUAAAGAAAAUAAUUGAAAGAGGUAUUCAAGUUGAUUACCCAAAUGAUCAGGGCCAGUCUCCUUUGUUUAUUGCCUGCUUUGAAAAUGAACCAUCUGCAUGUGAUUUAUUGCUUAGGAAUGGAGCCAAUCCAAAUGAGAGGAGUAAUGAUGGAACCACACCUGUACAUAUGGCUUCAUAUUCAGGUAAUGUCAAACUUUUAUCUGAUGUGUUAGCUUCAGGAGGAGAUCUGCGCUUCCAUGAUAAUUAUGGACGAACAACAAAAGACUGGGCACUUUGUCAACCAGAACCAAAGAAAAGACUGAAAAUGCUUGAAUUCCUAGAGAAGACAAAGUUAUUUGCAAUGACAACUACUGGAAGAGAUAUAAGAGCUGGCAACAAGAUGUCGAGUCAUGUACAUGUAAAUAAGAACAAUUCAUUGAUGCAUAUUAUAAUGAACAAAAUUAAAGGUGGAAUUGAUGCGAAUAUUGAUCAGUUAAAGAGCUCUCACAGUAUGGGAUUCGGAAAGGUGUAUUUAGAUGGUGACUCAAGUAGUGGCUUUAUGACAAGUAUACCAUUGAUAUCAGAGAGCUGCCUCAAGCACAGCAGUGACGGAAUAACAUUUGAAAAUGGGGCUUUUAUGGUAAUGGAAAGUAUGUUAUGGCAGUCUACUAAAGUAACAGCCAAAAGAUUACAUCGCGAGGCUGAAGCAGGUGGAGAAGUAGACUUACUUAUUACUGAGGCAGAAUUUGUUGGGAAGUUGCGACAUCCAAAUGUUUUGCUAUUGAUGGGGAUCUGUCAGACAAACAAUCUAGAUGGAAUGGUUUUAUUGUUUGAGAAUGUCAGUUUGGGAUCUCUUUAUUAUCAUUUACAUGAAAAGUGCGAACGAAUGUCAACCAACUUGGUACAUGAAAUCCUGGUACAGAUAUGUAAUGGUAUCAUCUUUGUACAUGACCAGAAUUUAUUGCAUUGCUACAUUACAUCACAUGCUGUUCUCCUUGUGUCACCUCAUACAGCUAAACUUGGAAACCUGGAAUAUGCUAUUGAAAAGGGAAAAAGUGAGGUCGGAAAAAGAUCUUUAGUAGUGACGAACAAGCACCAAAAUGCAGCCUACAACUGGAUGUCUCCAGAGAUCAUUAGUGGGUCUUGUCCUUCUGAAGCUUCAGAUAUGUACAGCUUUUGUGCCGUCAUGUGGGAAUGUUUUGAAAAUCUGAUUCCCUGGGAAAGCUGUGAUGCAGCAUCAAUUAGACAUAAAAUGUUUAAUGAUGGAGAGCAAUUGACACUGAAUACAGGAAGGACACCUCAGUUAUUUCUAACUCUGAUGGAAUAUGGUUUACAGCUGGACCCUCAACACCGUCAGCUGAGUUUCAACCAUGUCCGAGAUAUCUUGGGAUUGUCAACUGAAAAAGUAAAGCAAUAUAUCUCCAAUCUUUUGCCAAAAGAACAACCAUUUGACAGCAACAGAGAAACUUUCACACAACAGGAAUCAUCCAGAUCUAGGCAACGGUCUAGCAGAGGAAAAGGGAGAGAUGAAAUGAGACAAGAGCAAAUGCCACAUUCCAGUGAAAAACCUCAGCGUCCCAAAAAACAACCUGUUGGACAAAAAGUAAAACGGCAUGAUCAAAACCAGUCAAGUAAAGAAACAAAACCCAGGAAUGGAAGUCAUCCUACAGGUGCAAAUAGUUCCCCAGCAAAAGGAUACGAGUACAUGUCUAAGGAUGGUGUUUCUUUUGAUAUCAAAAAGACACAUUGGGAUUUACAGGAGGGACAAAAUCAUCAUGAGUAUUUCUACAGGGUCAAAGUUUUACCAAAGAAAGAAAACAUCAGCAAUUAUCAACAAGAUUACAGUCAAGAUCAGCAGGUAUGUGAUGAGAAACACAACCAGCAAAUAGUGAAUCACAGACAACUGCAACAGCAACACCAUCCAGUGGAAUUGUAUGAAAAGCAUCACCCGCAGCAAGGGUAUGAUCCUCGAUGUCCUCAACAAGGGUAUGGUGAACAACACUUUCAGCAAGGCUAUGACCAAGACUUAUAUGAAAAGCAUCCACUUGAGCAGGGGUAUCAUAAGCCACAUCACAAACAAGAAUAUAAUAAACAACAACACCAGCUGCAGGAGCAGCGAAGGUAUGACCAAAUGACUUGUGAUCAACAGUGUGAAAACAUGCAGUAUGGUCAGUAUGAACCUGAAAAUGAAGGGGCUUAUCCUGACAAAGUCAUCAGUAACAUCACAUCCAGUGAAAGUGAGGAGUCAUGCAGUACUCAAACAAGCUCCAGUCAAGAUGCAGAUCAUCAACUAAAUUCAAGCCUUGCAAAGCCAUUAGCUACUAGAUUUAGCUACCUACAGAUUCAGCAGGUCAAGAGCCCAACAGGGGUCAGUGUCAAACCAGCUAGUCAUUGUACAGCACCUUUUGAAGUAAUAGAGAAAGAUACUGAAAAAAAUCUCAGUACUGCUGGAAGUGUAUUUGCUUUAUACAACAUGGACUGUUUUGAAGGAAAUGAAAGUACACCAAACAGAAAAUCAAUUGCUGUACAGAAUCAGCAUUACAGCACUAUGCCCAGAAAGAGGAAAAGAAUGGGAAUGACACCUGAACUUAGGAAGGAAACACAAAUGUUGCUGAAACAACCAGGGAGUGUUCGUAAUUUGGUGGACUUAUACCAGCAUCAGGAAAGCAGUCACAAGUUGAAGCAGGCAGUUUUACAUGGAAAUAUAAAGGACUGCAUGGAUGGAGAUAAUUGCAUUUAUCCAAAAUUGGAUAAGCAAGAUAUCAGCAGUGAAAAAGAUAUGAAAAUCUCAAACGACUACAACAAUCAUGGAACGGAGCAGCAAAAUCAUUCAGGUGGCAAAUCCAACAGAAAAGUGAGGAAUUCAACAUCCCCAGCAAAACAGUAUGAGGAAAAUUAUGCACCUCCGUCUUCUGUCAAAGAUGUUAUGAACAGCAGUAGCCUGACUACUGUCUCACCCUGUGAUAGUGGUUCAUCUUUGUGUGACAACAGCAGUGUUGCCUCUGAACUCAUUGAGAAAUGGGUGACAAAUGAAAUAAUAAAAGUGAGGAACUCAAUGAGUGAAGAAAUUUUUCAUGCUUUGGAUAUAAAAGAAAAUAUCACAUCGAAUGCAAGAAUAAGGAGUCCUUUGUUUGAUGAUAGCCCACAGUGUGAUUCUAUUCCUUCCAAUGUGAAAGCAAAGAAAGUGAAUAAGAUGGGAAAGAAGGCAGAGGUUGAGGAAUUUUAUUUUGAUGAUGAACUAUGUCAAGACGUAGAACAAAGUAACAUACAACUGCAUUCACCAGUAUCAACUUCCCCAGCUUCGUAUGGACUCAAGGCACGUAGAAGUUCCUUUAUCAUCACACCUCAAAAUUGCAAUGAAAUUGGAGAAAAAAAACUGAGAGAAGGAACAAUGUACAACCAAGGUCUUUGUAUAGAACAAUAUCAGCAAGCUAUUUGCCCAGGUCCAGUAACAAAACUGCAGAAUGAAAGCUCCACCAAGAGAAGACCUGCUUAUGUCAGCACUGUUACAAUUUCUUCCAAUCUAAAGGAUCCCGAACAACAUGAAAUAACCCACACGAUAACAGAUCUAGACAAUGGUGCAACCAAUACUAUGUAUAAAAAGUCUAUCAGAGCCUCACGAGUGGUUUCUUCACUAUUUGAACAGUGA
Messenger RNA from Ylistrum balloti, 3741 nucleotides. RefSeq lists its product as uncharacterized. Gene Ontology annotation, cellular component: kinetochore; midbody; intercellular bridge. Bases 1 to 3741 code for a protein of 1246 amino acids. The transcript is spliced from 23 exons. Gene Ontology annotation, molecular function: ATP binding; protein binding; protein kinase activity. Gene Ontology annotation, biological process: attachment of spindle microtubules to kinetochore; protein phosphorylation; intercellular bridge organization. The record is from RefSeq and is a predicted model, not a curated record. Lineage: Eukaryota; Metazoa; Mollusca; Bivalvia; Pectinida; Pectinidae.